Trichoderma aggressivum f. europaeum is the source of this 1887-nucleotide messenger RNA. RefSeq lists its product as uncharacterized. Gene Ontology annotation, biological process: 7-methylguanosine mRNA capping; protein dephosphorylation. The transcript has a single exon. Gene Ontology annotation, molecular function: protein tyrosine/serine/threonine phosphatase activity; mRNA guanylyltransferase activity. The coding region runs from base 1 to 1887 and encodes 628 amino acids. The record is from RefSeq and is a predicted model, not a curated record. NCBI's taxonomy places the organism in Eukaryota, Fungi, Ascomycota, Sordariomycetes, Hypocreales, Hypocreaceae.
AUGGCAAAGACAUCGCCAGACUCGCCCCCGCCGGAGCAGUCGCUCUCCGCGGACCCUCACGAGACGGAUCCUGCGCUGCUGCGGCAUCACUCGCACAUAAAGUCUUACAAGGCGAGCCGGUUCGAGUAUCCCGAGAUCCGCGUCUUCCAUCGCCAGCACGUCAAGGCCGACCAGCUGCCCAGGAAGCCGGCGCCGCUGCCCUUGCUGGUGUGCGUUCCGGGGCUGGGAGGCUCCGUCGCGCAGUUUUACCCGCUGCUGAGGAGCUUGAUUGAUCUGGCGCCGUGUCUGGCAAUUGACUGGCCCGGUGGCGGGAGGUCCAAGUUUGCGCCGACGCAAUGGGAGGCGUACACUUCGGAGGCGCUGAUGGAGCUGUUGGAGGUGAUUAUUGAGGACCAUCGCGACAAGGAGCAUGACCAAGGCGUGGUGUUGAUCGGGCACAGCAUGGGAACUGCACUGUCGGCUGGCUUGGCGAAUAAGAAGCUCCCGCACAAGACGGCGCUUGCCAAGCACAUUGUCGGCCUGGUGGCGAUUUGCCCUGUAUCUGGGCCGAUGGAGGAAGCGAAAGCAACAAUGAUCAAGAGGCUCUUCUGGAUCCCCGGCUGGAUCUUUGCACUGUGGCGUGCGUGGGAUGCCAGGGGAGGACUCAACAGCACGAGCGUCUCACGUUUCGUGGGAGACGGCGCGCCUACCGAGCUGAGGCUCAUGCAGUAUCGAUACAACAAACAGAGCAAAACACCGGUGUGGAGGCGGAUGGCAUACGGCGCCUUGCCGACUCGGUUCCAGGAUGGCAAGGCUGUCGGAGGCAUUCCUGGACUUGAUGCUUGGGCUGGCCUCGACAUCCCCGUCUUUCUCAUCGGCGGCGAAAAGGACAAUGUGACGUCGCCCAAGGAGAUUGACAAGAUUGCAGGGGCGUUUCACUCGGUGGAUGAUGCCGCGGUGUCGGAUGGGAAUGAGCAAGCACCAGAUGCUUUAGGACCAGAUUCGCCCGAGUCUUUGAGCGGCUCAACCCAGCUCGAUGCGAAUACCAACGGCAACGGCUUGACGGCAGAAGAUGCCGACGACACCGACUCUGACGAGAGUGGCCGCAACAGUCCCUCAACACCAGUCGAAUACCCGCCAGACCUACCACCUCAGUCGCAACACCCCAUGAGAGCCCUGCGGUCCAUCGUCCUCAACGGCUCAGCUAACCACACCCUCCUCUACUCCCCGCGCACCGUCCGAGCUCUCGCCGGCCUCGUGUCGGACUUUCUCGCCGAACACAUCACUCAGCGCCUUUCGCUCGCCUGGCAGCUCCAGCACCUCUCGCGCGAGGGCAAAUGGGACGUCAAGAACCUCAUCAAGUGGCAGGGCGUCAAGCCCGUCUCCGAACCCAUCGGGCCUCCUGGCAAGCCCAUCUUUCGUGUUAUCAAGACGCUCCGCGAAGUAGACGAUGUGCACUGCCCGACGGCAUUUGCCGAUAACUGGGGUAACAUCAUCAAAGACGUCAUUGACAUCUCCAAGGACCAACCUGUUUACGACCCGCGCGGUCUUGAGCGCCGCGGUAUUCAUUACCACAAAUUCCCUACAGUGUCGAAAAUCCCGCCUGACGGAGAUACAGUCGACCAAUUCAUCAAACUGGUCGAUUCCGUCCGCGAAGCCCAGCGUGAGCGCGCCGUAGCAGAAGGGUGGGCUGAUCCGGAGCAGUGCGUCGUGGGCGUUCACUGCCAUUACGGAUACAACAGAUCGGGGUACUUUGUCGUGUGCUAUCUGGUGGAGAAGUGCGGGUUUGCGUUGGCGGAUGCGAUUGAGGCGUUUAAGACGGCGAGGCCGAAUGGGAUUCGGCACUCGCACUUUUUGGAUAAGUUGUAUAUGCGGUAUAAUCUCGAGGAGAGGGCCGUUGAGAACUGA